Alternaria postmessia is the source of this 1236-nucleotide messenger RNA. RefSeq lists its product as uncharacterized. Gene Ontology annotation, cellular component: cytosolic large ribosomal subunit; ribosome. Lineage: Eukaryota; Fungi; Ascomycota; Dothideomycetes; Pleosporales; Pleosporaceae. Gene Ontology annotation, molecular function: protein binding; structural constituent of ribosome. Gene Ontology annotation, biological process: translation. The transcript is spliced from 8 exons. Bases 1 to 1236 code for a protein of 411 amino acids. The record is from RefSeq and is a predicted model, not a curated record.
AUGCCUACAGUCUACUCUUCUCAGCAAAAGGCUGCGAUUCAGCAAUUCAUCAGCUUCACUAAUCUCGACCGGAACACCGCGAUAAGGGCACUGAAGAGCCAUGGCUGGGAUGCGCAGAAUGCCGUAAACGCUUACUACAGCGGCAACAGCGGCGGCGGUGCGCAAGCUUCAUCCGCAGCAAAGGCAAACCUGACCAAGCUCUUCGAUCGGUACCAAGAGGCUGGCGCACCCGACAAGGAUAUUGUUGGCGUAGAGGGUACCAUGCGGUACUUCGAGGAAACGGGCGUCGAUGCCGAAGGUCUAGAGGCGUUGGCUGCUCUUGAGAUUGUGCAGGCGCCCACUAUGGGCGAAAUGAGCCGCGAUGGCUUCGUCAAGGGUUGGUCAGAACGCAGCUGCGAUACCGUCGACAAGCAGAAGGCGUACCUGAAAAAUGUCAAGAGCGAGCUGCCUGACAACAAAGAGCUCUUUACACGCAUCUACAAAUACACAUUCACCAUUGCGAAACCCACAGAUCAGAGAGCUGUUCCACUCGAGAUGGCCGCCGUAUAUUGGGAGUUGCUCUUCAGCUCACCCCUGUCGGCAGUCAAGUGGUCGAGCCCCAAUACGCCAUGGUUGAGCUGGUGGAUCGAGUUCCUCAACACAUCGUGGAAGAAGAGCGUCAACAAGGACAUGUGGAACGAGACGCUCAAGUUUGCACAGCUCUCACUAGCCGAUGAGUCGAUGAGCUUCUGGAACGAGGAGUCUUCAUGGCCUUCCGUCAUCGACGACUUUGUCGAGUUUGUCAAGAAGGACAAGCGCGGUGGUACGGAUGAGCAGCCGAUGGACGAAGACGAAUUCCAGAUGGUCGCCGCUAAGAAGCAUGUCCCGAUCGUGAAGAAGCACCGCAAGCGGUUCAACCGCCACCAGUCGGACCGCUUCAUGUGCGUUGACCCCUCAUGGCGCAAGCCUAAGGGUAUCGACAACCGCGUCCGCAGGCGGUUCAAGGGCCAGGCUGCUAUGCCCAAGAUCGGAUACGGCUCCAACAGGAAGACCCGCCACAUGAUGCCCUCCGGCCACAAGGCUUUCGUUGUCAACAACGUCGCCGAUGUUGACCUUCUCCUCAUGCACAACGCCACCUUCGCCGCAGAGAUCGCCCACGCUGUAUCAGCACGAAAGCGCAUCGAAAUCAUCGCCAGGGCGAAGCAGAUCGGUGUCAAGGUUACCAACGGCAAGGCCCGCGUUAAGACCGAGUCGUAG